This is a messenger RNA of Dentiscutata erythropus, 419 nucleotides long. NCBI's taxonomy places the organism in Eukaryota, Fungi, Glomeromycota, Glomeromycetes, Diversisporales, Gigasporaceae. The record is from the annotation of a GenBank genome assembly.
GGUUUUGUUGUGAAGUAAAUGAAAUUUCUGGUGAUUUGUCAGACAAUCCAACUCAUGCAAUAAACUCAAUUUGCGACAAACUUUUUGCUGAAGAUAAAAAAAAUACUCGAUACUCAAGACCACAAAUUAUAGGCUUUGACGAUCAAAAAAUUCUUAGUGAAUUAAUAUCUGAUAUUUCUUUUCAACUAUUUAAUAUUUUUAUUACUAAGCUUAGUGCUAUAAUUCAUUCAAUAGGUAUAUCUUUAAAUGAAAAUUGGAAUUAUAUGGGUGAAGGAUAUUCAAUUUCUAUAUUAUAUAAUUAUAAAAAAGAAAGAGUAUUAUUUUAUUAUGGUUUUAAAGAACAUUGUACUUUUAUCGAAAUUUAUAGAGCAUAUGAACUUGAUUUUAGCUAUUAUAGAAGAGAUCCUGAUGAUAUGUAG